GGGUGUGUUCGUGGGGUUUUCCACGGCAGCGCGCAGCCAUGGCGACGGCAACUCGAGCAGAAAUAUGUCUGCGCUCCACGGACGGGUUUGUUUAGGGUUACCUGACCGUAAGCAGACGUAAGUUAGUUAACCAGAUGGUGAUGUCACCCUCCUGCUGCUCACCUGUCAGAGGACAUUCCUGAGACGAGGUAAACCUGGGUUAGUUUACUGAAUGACGCUGAUUUAGCAAAGACUCGGAUAUGCUGCACCAGAUGGAAGGGGAUUCAUCAGAUGACAGUCUGGAGGUGUUAAUGGAUGAACCCUCUCACUCGAAGCCUUCCACCAAUAACAUCUCAGAACAUGAAUUCUCGUGCCACUGCUGCUACGACAUCCUGGUGAACCCCACCACUUUGACCUGCGGCCAUAACUUCUGCCGCCACUGUCUGGCUCUGUGGUGGGAGUCUUCUCACAAGAAUGAGUGCCCCGAGUGCCGGGAGAAGUGGGAAGGCUUUCCUAAAAUCAACAUACUGCUGAGAGAUGCAACCGACAAACUGUUUGGUGAGGUUGUGCAGCGGAGGAGAGCGGAGAUCCAGGAUAACCCCAAAAUCUCCCGGAGUUUACUGGCAUUCCAGAGGUAUGGUGACAAUUUGGGUAGAUCCAAGACAAACCAGCACAAAGGAGCAGGCUUCUUCUUCUCUGGAGUCCUCACUGCGCUCUCGUGCGUGGCUGUGAUGGUGCUGGUGUAUCACUGGAGCAGCGGCGUGGUGGAGCAGCAUGACUUGUUGAUCAGUAAACCUGUAUCUCGCUGGACGCCGGAAGAAGUCGUUUCCUGGUUGGAACAUUUGGGGCCGUGGGCUCAGCUCUACAGGGAACCCUUCCUGCAGGAGAAAGUCAAUGGAAGGCUUCUGUUGAUGCUGGGAGAUGAAGAGUUGUCGAAGCCUCCUUACAGCAUCGAAAAUCAGGCUCACAGACGAGCUGUUGUGGCUGAACUGGAGAGAGUUAAAGUCCUAGGAGUCAAACCUCCGCAGAACCUCUGGGAAUACAAGGCGGCUAACGCGGGGAAGUCUCUGUUCUUGCUGUAUGCACUGAAGCGCUCCCCUCGUCUCACACUCUUCUAUUUGUAUUUAUUCGACUACUCGGAAACCUUCCUGCCCUUCCUGCACACCUGCUGUCCGGCCAUCACACACAUUGAUCAGUCGGUGGAGAGCAGCUUCCUCAACACACAGUUGGAGCCCAGCUGGCGACAGUGGGGAGAGUUUCUUGUCAAGUACCUCCUGCUUCCGUACCAGCUGAUCGCAGAGUUUGCUUGGGACUGGCUGGGCGUCCACUACUGGACGUCUCGCUUCAUUAUUGUUAAUGCCAUGCUUCUGUCUGUGCUGGAAGGCUGCGCCCUGUGGAGGCUCUGGACCAGAGCCAGGAUCAGGGCACUGCCGCGCAAGAUGUGGAACCACUUGUGGAAGAUGUUAUCUCAGGGCUUUGCCUUCGCCCUCCUGUGGCCUUUUGUCCCUCAGUUCGUGUGCAACUGCCUCUUCUACUGGGCUCUCUAUUUCAGCCCCAUCAUUAACAUAGACCUGGUGGUGCAGCAGCUAAUGCACCCAGAAACGCAGGCACUGUGACAGACUGCAUGCAAGUCAGUGCCCAAGCAAUGCCGUACAGUUAGCAGCAAAUAAAAUAGCCAGAAAUCUAGUCGCUGAAGAAUAGAAGUGUUUACUUUCAGCAGUGAACUCACGUGAGACUGGCUUAUUUGCUGUAGGAAAGGAAGCUUUCUCGCUUCCUGGUUGUCUCUCUGCUGGAUGGUUGCCAUGUGGAACAGGAGAGAGGCUCUGAACUAUUGUCAGUAGAAACAAAAACCAACGAGAUGAGAGACGGUAAAAAAUAUCUGCGUCGCUAUUGACGAUGAGAGAUUACUGCAGCAAUCUCUCUCUCUCUCUGCGUGCAUAGUGCAUUCACAAACCACAUUGCCUAAUGAUCCACAGGGCAGUUAUGCAAAUGAUCAUCAUAUUGCAAACACUGGUGGUAGCGAAGACUGGCCUCAUGAGUUCCCUAGAAGCUGAUGGCUCUGUAGCACAGAGAUGGAUGUAGUCUUGAGGAAGUUGAGCUUCUUUUUUUUUUUUUAAUGUGUAUACAGAUCAAAUGGCUUCAUAGCACGUAAUCCACAAUCAAUUAAACUAAGUAUCAGUUUGAAUGAAGCAGUAUUAUAAUUGUAUAUGAAUCUUUAUUCUGCAUUAAAGUCUGUGAAUUCUUCGGGGUUCUCUGGCUGAGACCGAGAUCUCAGUGCUACAGAGCUGUCUAAAAAAUUCACUCUUCAAGGUUUGGAAACAUGAUUGCGAAACGUGUCAAAUGUUGAGGUUUAUAGUUCCGCGGCCUCGGGCUUCACAGAUGAUUCAAGAGAAAACAGGAACAGUGUUGGAGAACAGAUGUUCAACACUGAAGUUUUGUUGCAGGAGUUCCAGUGGUUCCUUUUCAAGAGAUGUGGCACUUAGAUUUUUUUUAAAAUCUUAUGUUCUUACUUUUUUUUUUGGUUAUUUUAAGAAGAAAAUGUUCAAAGCAGAUUUUAUUCGCUCAAACUGCUGACAAAUAUUACAUUGCACAUUUUUUUUAUUCAAAAAUAUUUUGUUUGCAGUAUAUUGGAUAUUAUACUAGAUUAAUAUACUCAUGGGAUACUACGUGUAUCUAUUUGAUGGGUGGUAGAGCUUAAUCAAAGAUGUUUUAUUUUUACAUUGUUCAUUUGCACUUCAAAGUUCUACACUGUGAUUUUGUUCUUUAAAUUGAUUUAUCUUUUUGAUUUUCUCUAAUGACAGAAAAAAAUAAAGAUUUUUAAAUAA
This is a messenger RNA of Thunnus maccoyii (southern bluefin tuna), 2804 nucleotides long. RefSeq names its product bifunctional apoptosis regulator-like. The record is from RefSeq and is a predicted model, not a curated record. Gene Ontology annotation, biological process: proteasome-mediated ubiquitin-dependent protein catabolic process. The transcript has 9 exons. The coding region runs from base 240 to 1595 and encodes 451 amino acids. Lineage: Eukaryota; Metazoa; Chordata; Actinopteri; Scombriformes; Scombridae. Gene Ontology annotation, cellular component: nucleus. Gene Ontology annotation, molecular function: ubiquitin protein ligase activity; protein binding.